AUGUUCGCUAUAAGUGGUAGAUGCGUUAGGAUAACAAAAUGUAGCCCAAUUCGGACGGUUCCAAGAGCUAUGGGACUGGUUGGUGCUUUACGUUGGAAGACUACGUACAUUCCUUCUCCAGAUUCAGUUUACCGAAAGCCUAAGACAAAGGAGCAAUUGGCGAAGGAAAAGUUCGAGGCAGAUUUGAAGUCCGAUAACCGGUUUAUUAGAUGGGGUGCUAUCGCUAGGUCUGAGAAGUUCUCCAAGGGGCUAACCAAGUACAUCAUUGGUCUAUAUGUGCUAUUUAUCAUAUACGGGUUGAACUAUACCAAGAAAUUGUACAAGAAGGAGAAGGAGUUGGAGAAACUUACAAUUAAAGUCGACAAUGGGGAAGCAAAUGAGUAUGAAAUAUUACGCUACAAGGAAUUGAGGAACAAGCUAAGAACCAGAGACGUCGAGAAGUUGAAGAAAUACAAGGAGAUCAUUGAAGCUGAGGGGACUGAAAAUUUGGAUGAGAUGAAGUUGGAAACUAUCGAUGAGAACACCAACAAUGAACACAUUCUUCCGGCCAGAGACACUACAGACUUCUACGAGAUGAAGGCAGAAGAGUACGACGACGGUGUUAAUUUCGAAGAGAUGAUGAUUAGAAUGGGUAAAAGGCGUAAGUGGUUAAUGAAACAUUGUAAAGGUGAUGUUUUGGAAGUUGCAUGUGGUACUGGUAGAAAUAUUAAGUACUUGGAUCCGCUGGCCAUCAAUUCCAUCACAUUCUUGGAUGCAUCUGAAAAGAUGAUGGAGAUAACACACAAAAAGUUUAGAGACUACUUACCAAACUUCAAGAAGUGUGCGUUUGUUGUUGGGAAGGCUGAGGACUUGGUAGACAUGAAUGCGAAAAGUGGAUCUGCCGCGCCUGUUAAAUACGACACAAUUGUUGAAGCCUUUGGUUUAUGUUCCCACAAGGACCCUGUGAAGGCUCUAAAGAACUUUGCAGAACUAUUAAAGCCAGGUGGAAGAAUAGUUUUGUUGGAGCACGGAAGAGGUACGUACGACACAAUCAACAAGAUUCUUGACGACAGAGCCGAGAAACGUUUGAAAACAUGGGGUUGUCGGUGGAAUUUGGACAUUGGUGAAAUCUUGGAUGACUCUGGAUUGGAUAUUGUAGAGGAGAAAAGGACGCAUCUAGGUACUACGUGGUGUAUUGUCGCCAAGCGCAAGGGUGAUGGUAAGAAGAAGGAUGAGAUUGGAUUCUUUGAAAAGUAUCUAGGUUCUAGUGUGAAGCAAAGAAUGGAUUCUUUCUACAACAACGAUAAGCCAAAGGACAAAUAG
Kluyveromyces marxianus DMKU3-1042 is the source of this 1302-nucleotide messenger RNA. RefSeq names its product putative RNA methyltransferase (gene OMS1). The record is from RefSeq and is a predicted model, not a curated record. Lineage: Eukaryota; Fungi; Ascomycota; Saccharomycetes; Saccharomycetales; Saccharomycetaceae. Bases 1 to 1302 code for a protein of 433 amino acids. The transcript has a single exon.